CUGUUCUUAUCCUCAAUACCAUGCCAGCCAUAACACCACUUUCCUUCCGUGAAAGCUAAAUAUUUUUCCAAAUCCCAAACUUUCUUUAAUUAUGUCGAGGCUAUAGAUAAAAAUCUUGUGUAUGGAAAGUCAAUGAAAAAAUCCUGUGAAUAUAAUUUUGAAUAAACCCUUCUUGUUUGUAACAGCAGAACACGCACAUAAAUAAGCCACCACUCACUUAAAGCUUCUUACAUACAUUCAAGAAAAUCAAAGAUUUUGUGUUUUUUUUCUUGGGUUUUUUAAUUAUGUUGUCGAGAUCUUGUUUCAAUCUCUUGAAUCUUGACGACUAUUCGGGUGGCGGCGAUCGGACUCCAAUACCAAAAGUGGUUGCUGUGCCGGGAAUCAUAUCGGAUUUCGAAGAAUGCAAAACAGAAUCUGACAAUCAAAAAAGAAGAAUAAUUGUAGCCAACAGGCUGCCAUUACAGUGUUAUAAAGAUUCAGAAAACAAAAAAUGGUGCUUUGAUUGGGAUAAAGAUGCUUUAGUUUUGCAACUGAAAGAUGGGUUCUCACCAGAUGUGGAGAUUAUCCAUGUGGGGUGUUUGGGAGUGGAGAUUGAUCCCUUGGAACAAGAACAGGUGGCUCAAUUUCUACUAGAUAAGUUUAAAUGUGUACCUACUUUUUUGCCAUUGGAUUUGAUGAACAAAUUCUAUCAUGGUUUUUGUAAACAUCAUCUAUGGCCUUUGUUUCAUUACAUGUUGCCUUAUACACCUAAUCAUGGGGUCAGGUUUGAUAAAGCCACGUGGCAAGCUUAUGUCUCAGCAAACAAGAUUUUUGCUGACAAGGUAAUGGAAGUGAUUGAUCCAGAUGAGGAUUAUGUGUGGGUACACGAUUAUCAUCUUAUGAUUUUGCCUACUUUCCUGAGGAAAAGUUAUUUGGGGGUGAAACUUGGUUUUUUCCUUCAUAGUCCAUUUCCUUCGUCCGAAAUUUAUCGAACAUUGCCAGUUAGGGAGGAGAUUUUGAGGGGAAUUUUGAAUUGUGACCUCAUUGGGUUCCAUACAUUUGAUUAUGCUAGGCAUUUUUUGUCAUGUUGUAGUAGAAUGCUUGGAUUGGAUUACCAAUCCAAAAGGGGGUACAUUGGGCUUGAAUAUUAUGGUAGAACAGUUUGUGUCAAAAUCCUCCCUGUGGGAAUUCAUAUGGGUCAGGUUCAAUCAAUCAUGGCACGGGAGGGCACCGCAAAAAAGGUCGAGGAAUUGAAGGAGGAAUAUGAUGGAAAAUUUGUAAUAUUGGGCAUAGAUGAUUUGGACAUGUUUAAAGGUAUUAGUUUCAAGUUUCAAGCAUUGGGGCAGCUUUUGGCUGAGAAACCUGUAUAUAGAGGUAAUGUAGUUCUUAUUCAAAUUAUGAACUUACCUAGAAGUCAAGGCAAUGAUAUCCAAGAGGUUCAAAGAGAGAUCAACGAAGUCGCUACUGAAAUUAAUAGAAAAUAUGGUGAACCGGGGUAUGAGCCCAUCGUUUGUGUCAAGGGCCCAGUUUCUUCUCAAGAUAAGAUUGCAUAUCUGGCUAUUUCUGAAACUGUUGUGGUUAAUGCUGUUAGGGAUGGUAUGAAUUUGGUGCCUUACAAGUACACUGUGGCUAGACAGGGCAGUCCUGAUUUGGACAAGGCUUUAGGACUUGAGGGGUCGACCACACCCAGGAAAAGUGUUAUUAUUGUUUCAGAGUUCAUAGGAUGUUCUCCGUCCCUCAGUGGUGCAAUCCGUGUCAACCCUUGGGAUAUCAAUCGGGUGGCUGAGGCCAUGGUUCAGUCUAUUGAAAUGCAAGACUCCGAGAAAGAAUUGUGCCACCAGAAGCAUUACAAGUAUGUUACAUCUCAUGAUGUUGCGUACUGGGCUAGGAGUUUCGACCAGGACCUCGAGAGAGCAUGUUCAGAACAUUACCUAAAGAGAUGUUGGGGUAUGGGGUACGGCCUGAAGUCCAGAGUUGUUGCAUUAGGUCCGAAUUUUAGGAAGCUUUCAGUGGAGAAUAUAGUUUCUGCUUAUAAUGUUACAAAUAGUAGGCUUAUCCUUCUUGACUAUGAUGGAACCAUGAUGCCCCAGGAUAGAGUUGACAAAACUCCUAAAGAGGAAGUUAUUUCGGUCUUGAACAAUUUAUGCAAUGAUCCGAAGAAUUUGGUGUUCAUUGUUAGUGGCAGAGGAAAGGAUUCACUAGGCAAGUGGUUCUCUCCAUGUGAAAGACUUGGGCUGUCUGCAGAACAUGGUUACUUCACCCGGUGGCCAAAAUGUUCUGGUUGGGAGUGUUGUGGGUUGACAAUGAAUUUUGACUGGAGAAAAAUAGCCUUACCUGUAAUGCUUUACAAUAUUCCAGGUAUUAAAUAUUGUCGUUCUACCAAAUUUUCCUUUAAGUUGAUCUGA
Messenger RNA from Olea europaea var. sylvestris, 2384 nucleotides. RefSeq names its product probable alpha,alpha-trehalose-phosphate synthase [UDP-forming] 11. The transcript has 2 exons. Gene Ontology annotation, molecular function: catalytic activity. Gene Ontology annotation, biological process: trehalose biosynthetic process. NCBI's taxonomy places the organism in Eukaryota, Viridiplantae, Streptophyta, Magnoliopsida, Lamiales, Oleaceae. Bases 285 to 2384 code for a protein of 699 amino acids. The record is from RefSeq and is a predicted model, not a curated record. Gene Ontology annotation, cellular component: cytosol.